Messenger RNA from Mugil cephalus (flathead mullet), 690 nucleotides. RefSeq names its product olfactory receptor 10A6-like. Gene Ontology annotation, biological process: G protein-coupled receptor signaling pathway. The transcript is spliced from 2 exons. The record is from RefSeq and is a predicted model, not a curated record. Lineage: Eukaryota; Metazoa; Chordata; Actinopteri; Mugiliformes; Mugilidae. The coding region runs from base 1 to 690 and encodes 229 amino acids. Gene Ontology annotation, molecular function: G protein-coupled receptor activity. Gene Ontology annotation, cellular component: membrane.
AUGCUGGACCGCACCCCAACUAGGGACUUCACCGUCCUGCUGGGGUACUUCAACACUUAUAUGGGCAAUGACAGCGUGACCUGGAGGGUGACUCAUAAAAACCUCCAUGAGCCUAUGUACAUUUUCAUUGCAGCUUUGUUAAUUAACUCUGCUCUUUUCAGCACCAUGCUCUACCCAAAGCUUCUGAUUGACAUGUUAUCUGAAAAACAAAUGAUAACUUAUCAAACCUGCCUCUUUCAGUGGUUUGUAACUUACUCUUUGGGAGGUUCAGAGUAUUAUCUGUUGUCUGCCAUGUCCUAUGACAGAUAUGUAUCCAUAUGUAAACCUCUGCAAUAUCCAAUGAUCAUGAGAAAAACGACUGUCAGUAUGUUUCUUGUUUUAGCUUGGCUUCUGCCUGCUUGUCAGAUUACAGUGCCUGUUAUGCUGAGUGCUAAUGCCAAACUGUGUAAUUUUACUUUCAAAGGAAUAAGUUGCAACAGCACAGUUUACAAGCUCCACUGUGUCUCUUCCAGGUUAUUGCAUAUAUAUGGCUUAGUGGCUUUGGCAAAUGGUGUACUUCUUCCUGUGCUAUUCAUACUUUUUACAUACAUUAGGAUUUUUGUGAUAACCUAUCGAAGUUGUAGAGAAGUCAGGAAAAAAGCUGCACAGACCUGUUUACCUCACCUGCUGGUUUUAAUUCACUUCUCCUGA